This is a messenger RNA of Nannospalax galili (Upper Galilee mountains blind mole rat), 3268 nucleotides long. RefSeq names its product HID1 domain containing (gene Hid1). The record is from RefSeq and is a predicted model, not a curated record. The transcript has 19 exons. Lineage: Eukaryota; Metazoa; Chordata; Mammalia; Rodentia; Spalacidae. Gene Ontology annotation, cellular component: membrane; Golgi trans cisterna; Golgi medial cisterna. The coding region runs from base 138 to 2501 and encodes 787 amino acids.
GGGCCGACGCCGCGCAGCAGGCGGAGUUCGCAGCUCGGCUACAACGAGAGCCGCGGGGGCCGCGGAGCUGGAGCCAGAGGAGCCAGAACCCGCUCGAGAGUCGGAGCGGCGGACCGGCUGGAGCCGGCUCCAUCGAUAUGGGGUCAGCAGACUCCAAGCUGAACUUCCGGAAGGCGGUGAUCCAGCUGACCACGAAGACGCAGCCCGUGGAAGCCACCGAUGAUGCCUUUUGGGACCAGUUCUGGGCAGACACAGCAACCUCUGUGCAAGAUGUCUUUGCGUUGGUGCCAGCAGCAGAGAUCCGGGCUGUGCGGGAGGAGUCGCCCUCUAACCUGGCCACCCUGUGCUACAAGGCGGUGGAGAAGUUGGUGCAAGGAGCAGAGAGUGGCUGCCACUCAGAGAAGGAGAAGCAGGUGGUCCUGAACUGCAGCCGGCUGCUCACCCGAGUGCUGCCCUACAUCUUCGAGGACCCAGACUGGAGGGGCUUCUUCUGGUCCACAGUGCCCGGGGCAGGGCGUGGAGGGGGGGAGGAGGAGGAUGAGAAUGCCCGGCCCCUGGCUGAGUCCCUGCUUCUGGCCAUUGCUGAUUUGCUCUUCUGUCCAGACUUCACAGUUCAGAGCCAUCGGAGGAGCACUGUGGACUCAGCAGAAGAUGUCCACUCCCUGGACAGCUGUGAAUACAUCUGGGAGGCUGGCGUGGGCUUUGCUCACUCCCCCCAGCCUAACUACGUUCACGACAUGAACCGGAUGGAGCUGCUGAAACUACUGUUGACGUGCUUCUCAGAGGCCAUGUACUUGCCACCAUCUCCAGAAAGUGGCAGCACCAACCCAUGGGUUCAAUUCUUUUGUUCCACAGAGAACAGACACGCACUGCCCCUCUUCACCUCCCUCCUCAACACCGUGUGUGCCUAUGACCCUGUGGGCUACGGGAUCCCCUACAAUCACCUGCUCUUCUCCGACUACCGGGAGCCCCUAGUGGAGGAGGCUGCUCAAGUGCUCAUUGUCACCUUGGACCAUGACAGUGCCACUAGCACCAGCCCCACCGUGGAUGGCACCACCACGGGCACUGCCAUGGAUGAUGCUGAUCCCCCAGGGCCUGAAAACCUGUUUGUGAACUACCUGUCCCGCAUCCAUCGGGAGGAGGACUUCCAGUUCAUCCUCAAGGGUAUAGCCCGGCUGCUGUCCAACCCCCUGCUCCAGACCUACCUACCUAACUCCACCAAGAAAAUCCAGUUCCAUCAGGAGUUGCUGGUUCUCUUCUGGAAGCUCUGUGACUUUAACAAGAAAUUCCUCUUUUUUGUGCUGAAGAGCAGUGAUGUGUUGGACAUCCUGGUCCCCAUCCUCUACUUUCUCAAUGAUGCCCGGGCAGAUCAGUCACGGGUGGGCCUGAUGCACAUCGGGGUCUUCAUCUUGCUGCUUCUGAGCGGGGAGAGGAACUUCGGGGUGCGGCUGAACAAGCCCUACUCAGUGCGAGUGCCCAUGGACAUCCCUGUCUUCACUGGCACCCAUGCUGAUUUGCUCAUUGUGGUAUUCCACAAGAUCAUCACCAGUGGCCACCAGCGGCUACAACCUCUCUUUGACUGCCUGCUCACCAUCGUGGUCAACGUGUCACCCUACCUCAAGAGCCUGUCCAUGGUGACUGCCAACAAGCUGCUACACCUGCUGGAGGCUUUCUCUACUACUUGGUUCCUUUUCUCAUCUGCCCAGAACCACCACCUGGUCUUCUUCCUCCUGGAGGUCUUCAACAACAUCAUCCAGUACCAGUUUGAUGGUAACUCCAACCUGGUCUAUGCCAUCAUCCGCAAACGUGGUGUCUUCCACCAGCUGGCCAACCUGCCCACUGACCCACCUUCCAUCCACAAGGCGCUGCAACGUCGCAGGCGGACACCUGAGCCCCUGUCCCGUUCCGGUUCACAGGAGGGUGCCUCCAUGGAGGGCUCCCGCCCAGCUGCACCUGCAGAGCCAGGCACCCUCAAGACCAGUCUGGUGGCCACCCCAGGCAUCGACAAGCUGACGGAGAAGUCCCAGGUGUCAGAGGAUGGCACCUUAAGGUCUCUGGAGCCCGAGUCCCAGCAAAGCUCAGCGGAAGGCAGCCCGUCCGAGGGGGAGCCCAGCCAGGGAUGGAGGGAACAGCGGCGACUAUCCAGCGCAUCGGCCAGUGGCCAGUGGAGCCCAACAUCAGAUUGGGUCUUAUCCUGGAAGUCAAAGUUGCCUCUGCAAACCAUCAUGCGCCUGCUGCAGGUGCUGGUUCCCCAGGUAGAGAAGAUCUGCAUUGACAAGGGCCUGACAGAUGAGUCAGAGAUUCUGAGGUUCUUGCAGCAUGGUACCCUGGUGGGACUUCUGCCUGUACCCCACCCCAUCCUCAUCCGCAAAUACCAAGCCAACUCAGGCACCGCCAUGUGGUUCCGAACCUACAUGUGGGGUGUCAUCUACCUGAGGAACGUGGACCCACCCAUCUGGUACGACACUGAUGUGAAGCUGUUUGAGAUCCAGCGGGUGUGAGGGUGAAGACUGGCAGGGAUAGGGCCAGGAAGGCUGGUUCUGGUCCCUGAUGCCCAAACCCACUGUUCUGAGCUUUAAAGGCCCACCAUAGGGCCUGGGGCAGGUAGAGUGGUUAGUCCUGGAUGGAAGGUUCCAGAGGUCCAUUGUGGCUGGGGACAAUAGCUGUGGUUAGGGAUAGCGGGGACCAGAAGUGCCCUCUACUCACCGGGCUGUUCUGGGAAUCUCUUGUCUCCAGGGAUAUAGGCCCCACCAGAGUCCCCUGCCCACUCUGGCUCCCCCUUCAAGAUUCGUUCCUAUGCUGCCUACCCCCAGAAGCCACUGUGCCCUAAUGGGUUUUCCCCAAGAAGGAGCCAUAGACUGUCCCUUGGGGUACCUGGGCAGGGUGAAGGGAGUCCUCUCGACACCCAGCCUGAAACCACUUUCCAGAUCCUCUCAUUGCCGGGGCCCUUAGGGAAAGAGAGUGUGGCUGGACUGCUGGCCCAGAGGGCUAGGGGCUGGGGGCUGGCAGUUUAUAAAGGACAGCCAGGGAGUACGUGUACUACAGGGGUUUGGGGUAUUGAGGGUCUCCUGUUACUGUCCCUGGGCCAGUAGAUAUCGCCUGGCUAGUGGGAGCUGGUGGUGUCAGCCCUCCCUACCCCACUACCUGGGUGAUAGGGGUGCCACCCUCCAUCAGCCUGGCCUCUGGGUCUCCCUUGCCCCACCUGUGUCAGUACAAUCUUUGCUCUGUACAAUCAGACACUUUACAUAAUAAAACGUCCCUUUCAGCA